AUGUUCGGAAACAAAUCAACCAGGAUAGAAAGGAAGUUUGUUGCCUUGUUUGAUUGCAGUGGGCAUCUAAAUCAGUGGUGUAUCAGCUUGUCUAUGCCAACUAGUCAAGUCAGUGAAAUGCUAAGACAUGCAUCUACGUCUACUGUGGCACGCCUUUUAAGCAACCUUCGUAGCCAUCACCAAGUUUCUUCUGUGCUUUGGUUAUUACAUUCAGACCUUCAUGAAGUCAGGGUCACUGCUGUUUUUGAGUACAUGGCCUCUAUGCUGGCCAAUUUAGAACCAAUGACUCUAAUGACAAAUGGACAAAGAGGCAACCCUGAGAACCUUUCUUUGCUUGAACAGAAUUUUAAUAGGGGGAAAUUUUAUGUGCGCUUCAAACGAAGAAAUGGACGUGUUAGACUGAUGUGUGAAGAGUUUUGUGUGGAUCAAUCAGGCAUUAAAUUUUCCACUGUUUCUUCGGAAGAUGGAAUGCUCACUCAAAGCCUUGUGCCAAAGGUGCAAUUCAAUCUUCAGCUUUCGGAAAAGGAGCGUAUUGACAGGGCCAAAGUUGUGCUUCCAUUUGAGCACCAGGGAAAUGAUAAAGAAAUUCACAUCUACGAUGGCCGGAGAUCUGUUGAUGGAAGCAAAAUUGAGAAUAAAGACACUCCUGUCGAGAAACUGCAAAUGACUGAGGAUUCUGGCAGGGGCGACAUAAUUUACUUCCGUGAUUCAGAUGAUGAGAUGCCAGAUUCUGAUGAAGACCCAGAUGAUGAUUUGGACAUAUGA
Messenger RNA from Ilex paraguariensis (yerba mate), 765 nucleotides. Lineage: Eukaryota; Viridiplantae; Streptophyta; Magnoliopsida; Aquifoliales; Aquifoliaceae. The record is from the annotation of a GenBank genome assembly.